Messenger RNA from Glossina fuscipes, 3077 nucleotides. RefSeq names its product protein wech (gene wech). NCBI's taxonomy places the organism in Eukaryota, Metazoa, Arthropoda, Insecta, Diptera, Glossinidae. The record is from RefSeq and is a predicted model, not a curated record. The transcript is spliced from 5 exons. Gene Ontology annotation, biological process: proteasome-mediated ubiquitin-dependent protein catabolic process; protein polyubiquitination. Bases 191 to 2680 code for a protein of 829 amino acids. Gene Ontology annotation, molecular function: protein binding; ubiquitin protein ligase activity; zinc ion binding.
AGAAAAAGAGUUUUCACUAAAAACCGAAAAAAAAAAUUUUAAAAAACAAAAAAAACAAAAUAUUAAAUAGAUCAAGGUUAUAAAACAUUAAUACUUUUGCUUGUAUGCCUGGUUGCGAAUACGUUUACACCGGCCUUAGUUUGUCCUACGUUGGUGCGGCAGCUUUAUCGAUUCAGGUUUUGUUAGUUUUAUGAUGGAACUAUUGUCCAACAGUUGCAUACCUAAGCAAAUGGCGUCAGCAAGCAGUAAUAAUACAGGUUCAAAUUUGGCUACUACUAAUGGCAGCGCAGCAACAACCGAACGUUUGCUAGCCGGCAUUUUGGAUACUUUUCCUUCGUGGAAUAUGGGUGUUGGGAUGGGUGGAGGAGCCGCACUGAUAGGCAACAAUGGUGGCAACGGUGCUAUAAAAAAUAACUCACCUUCCCGCCAGGAUUACGAGUACUUUUACAAUAAUUUUCAUGCAACGAAUGAAUUUGGCAUCGGACCUUUGGCUGGAUUAGGUGGAGCAGCGGUAAAUAGCAUUAGUGGUGGUAGUGGUGGUGGUGGUGGUGGUGGUGGUGUUGGUGUUGGGAUGGGUGCUGGUAUGCGUCCUAAGAUAUCGCCAGAUGCUUCAAAUAAUUCCACCAUUAAUUGCGGUUGGUGCGAUGUAAAUGCCUCGAUUCGUUGUCUGGAAUGCAAUGAAUUCAUGUGUAACGAUUGCUUACGGGAACAUCGUAAGAGUUCCUUAUCUUCAAAUCAUUCGAUCGUUUCUUUGCCUAGGCCUAUCGGAACCUCGCCGACCAGUGCCAUUUCUAAUAAUAUGCCCGUGGCACCAGCCCCUAGUUAUCUAUGUGACCAACACAAUGAAAUUUUACGUUAUGUGUGCGAAUCUUGCAAAAAGGUAGUCUGCCAAUUUUGUACCUUACAUGAACACAAGGAACAUUGUUACUCUUCGAUACAAAGUUUCGUAGAAGAUUCGCGCGAGAAGAUCGAAGCCGCCUUAGAAAGCGGCCGAAUGGGUACCACAUGUAUUAAGAGUGGAAUUGAUAAGGCUUUAUUAUUCAUACGGCACAUUGAGAAGAACUGUGUUGAGUUAAGCGAUAAUAUACGCAAAGCUUUUCGCCAAUUCAUUAUAGCAGUAGAAGACCGCGAACGGUUUUUGCUAGAAUUUGUGGAAAAGUUACGCCAGCGGCGCUUAGCUACAUUGCAUGAGCAAAUGGCCGGCUUAAAGUCCGCCCUCGCUGGACUGGCCGAAACCUCAGAUAUGUUAAACAAAGUGGCCGAGAAUGGCGCGCGUUUAGAUCUCGUAGAUGUAGCCAUGAAAGUAACUAACGGACAACGUCAAUUAGAACAAUUUGCUGCCAUUUACAAAGACUUACAACCAAAGGAGGAGACCUUUGCGUUUGUUAUUCCCGACUAUUCAUUAUUGCACGAUAUUCGCAAUCAAGGAGGCAUUAUAGUGGUCGAUGAGAACGUGCCAGCCGUUAAUAAUACUGUUGGCAAUAUAGCGACAUCAGGUGUGGGCUCUGAACCAGUUAUCCCAGCUGCUGCCAUUCCUAAUGGCAGCAGCCAUUCCGUAGGCCAAGGAGCUAUAAGGCGUCCAUUUGUACACGACAUUUCCUAUCGCAUACCAUCACCAUCAGUUGUGCCACCACGUGGCGGUAGUGCUUGUGGAAUGCCUAGUCAUGGACAUGAUUGGGAGCUUAGUGUCAUACCUAAUUCUCCUUGCUUGCACUUCGGUGCUCCCCGUUCGACUCCGGCAAUACCGGGUGCAAUUGAGCCGGUUAAGGCUCGCAACUCGCGUGCUUUAUCACUUUCCUUUGCCACCGAAGGUCACGAAGAUGGACAAGUUAGCCGCCCUUGGGGUCUUUGUGUGGACCGGAUUGGUCACAUUCUUGUUUCAGAUAGGCGCAAUAACCGAGUGCAAGUUUUUAAUCCUAAUGGUUCAUUAAAAUUUAAAUUUGGCCGUAAAGGUGUUGGAAACGGUGAGUUCGAUUUGCCCGCUGGUAUUUGUGUGGAUAUCGACAAUCGCAUUAUUGUGGUGGACAAAGAUAAUCACCGAGUGCAAAUUUUCACCUCAAGUGGUGUGUUCUUAUUAAAAUUCGGUAGUUAUGGUAAAGAGUACGGCCAGUUUCAGUAUCCCUGGGAUGUGGCAGUAAAUUCACGUCGUCAGAUAGUGGUAACUGAUUCACGAAAUCAUCGCAUACAGCAAUUUGACUCAGAUGGUAGAUUUAUACGACAAAUUGUGUUUGAUAAUGUUGGACAAAAUAAAGGCAUAGCCUCGCCACGUGGUGUAUGCUACACACCUACUGGCAAUAUAAUAGUUUCGGAUUUCGACAAUCAUUGCUUGUACCUGAUAGAUCCGGAUAAAAAUGAAAUUUUGUCGGCCAAAGGUCACGAAGGAUCUGGAGUACAGGAAUUUAAUCGUCCUUCAGGUUUGUGCUGCGAUGACGAAGGCCGGAUUAUAAUAGCCGAUUCUAAGAAUCAACGUAUCGUGGUCUACAGUCCCACUUUGGAUUAUCUAUGGGGUAUCGAUAUACGUCCAUAUAUGAAUCCCUUUAUGCCACCCACUUUAGAUGAAAAAGAUCGUACUUGUGAUGUGGCUUUAAUGCCCGACGGCAGAAUUGUUUUCCUGAUAGAGCUUUCUCCUGAUUCCAAAGAGGGAUCUAAUCCCUAUAAACGUUUUGUACACAUUUUUUAAUUCUUCAGCAAUAAUAAAAUAACUCACGCACACACCUUAUAUGCGUAAGAAAAUUUGAGGACCGAAUGGGUAAUUAAUACUACAACAAAUAACAGCAACAAAACACUAAAAACUAUUAUUAGAUAAAGUUGAUGUCAAUGACUCUUUAGCUGUAGUAAAAAAAAAGGAAAUUAUUACUUUUUAAUUAGUUAAGGUGUACAACGAUUACCUCGUUAGUGUUUAGGGAUCAGAUUUAUAUCAUCAUGCAUCAAUAUACAUACACUCCAUUUUAAACAUUCAAUAAACAUGCCCGAACAUGUUUAGCCUUUGUUGUUGUCCCUUUUGACCAAAAUUCAUAAAAUUUAUGUAAUCAUUAUGUACAUACAAAUACGCAUACACAUCUAUAUAUAUAUAUAGA